This is a messenger RNA of Conger conger (European conger), 3201 nucleotides long. It is a transcript of the gene nr2f2, whose product is annotated as nuclear receptor subfamily 2, group F, member 2. Lineage: Eukaryota; Metazoa; Chordata; Actinopteri; Anguilliformes; Congridae. The coding region runs from base 794 to 2077 and encodes 427 amino acids. The transcript is spliced from 3 exons. Gene Ontology annotation, molecular function: retinoic acid binding; RNA polymerase II cis-regulatory region sequence-specific DNA binding; zinc ion binding. The record is from RefSeq and is a predicted model, not a curated record. Gene Ontology annotation, biological process: cell differentiation; anatomical structure development; negative regulation of transcription by RNA polymerase II.
UCCUACAAAUCGCAAUCAUUUCCUAGCCUCCCCUUUUAACAUAUUUGAUCACUUUGAUUCUGUACUCUAUUUCUUAUUAUUUUUACGCGCACGAAGGAGGUUCUGUAGGUUGUGAUCUUUUAUUGCUAUUAUUACUAUUAUUAUUAUUACUAGUGCGCUUCUCUAGCUUGCCGGAGAGUUGACUUCAUAUCUGACUACAGCACUGGCUUCGGCUGCGUGCGGCUGCUAGUGCAAGCUAGCUACCUCAAUACGAAGAAAAGGAAGAAGCAGCAAUAUUAUUUUUUACAGUUGAUGGUUUCCUUCAGGACUUUUUGUGGAAUUUGGGAUCGCUCGUUGCUGGUAUCUUUUCAGCGCUUCCCGUCUUAUUAUUCCUAUGAUAUUUUGUUUCUUUUUCGUACAUCUGGUGCGUCGCUCAACGUGAACGGCUUCGUCCACUGCAGUCCGUCUGUUAUUUUAUUAUAAUUUUAUUAUUUUAUUUAUGUUUUCCUUGUUUGGUUUCUGAAUGGCUGACUGCAAGCGCCCCUGGGCUUGGCCUCUUAGUGCACGGCUGCGAUUCGGCUCAUUAUCGCAUCAGAUUUAAAACGUGUACUUAGGCUACUUUUCUUUCGUAAGACAGAAAUACGGGUGUUUUGAGUUAUUUUUCGCAAGUUUCAACCGACAAUCUAGCUACAGUUUACCGUUUUUUAUCAUCGUUUUUCUUGCCAACGGCUACUCCAUUCUUUCUGAAUAACAAUCAAGGCACCACGAAUCCAAAAACGGGAGACAAAAAGUUUCUUAACGUUGACUGAUAGAUAUGGCAAUGGUAGUGUGGAGAGGUUCCCAGGACGAUGUGGCCGAAACCCAGGGCGCCCUCUCUUCGCAAGCCCCGCAAGUAGGACCUUUAUCCCUUCCUACUCCUCAACCAGGCCAGCUGAACCUUGCAGGCUCGCAGGUCGCCCCGCCGACCCCUCAGACGCCGGUCCAAGGCGGACCCCCGAGCAAUACGGCACAGUCUACGCCGACGAACCAGACGAGCCAGGUGGAAAAACAGCAGCCCCAGCACAUCGAAUGCGUGGUUUGUGGGGACAAAUCGAGUGGUAAACAUUAUGGCCAGUUCACAUGCGAAGGGUGCAAAAGCUUCUUCAAACGGAGCGUACGGAGAAACCUCACCUACACAUGUCGUGCCAACAGGAACUGUCCUAUCGACCAGCACCACCGCAAUCAGUGUCAGUACUGUCGCCUGAAAAAAUGCCUCAAAGUCGGCAUGCGACGGGAAGUCUCUCUUUUUACUGCAGCUGUUCAAAGAGGACGGAUGCCACCGACGCAGCCACACCACGGUCAGUUUGCCUUGACAAACGGGGACCCCCUGCACUGCCAUUCCUACCUAUCCGGAUAUAUCUCUCUUCUUCUGCGAGCGGAGCCCUACCCGACGUCCCGCUAUGGCAGCCAGUGUAUGCAGCCAAACAAUAUCAUGGGCAUCGAGAACAUUUGCGAACUGGCGGCCCGGAUGCUCUUUAGCGCCGUGGAGUGGGCUAGGAAUAUUCCCUUCUUUCCCGACCUGCAAAUUACGGACCAGGUGGCCCUUCUGAGGCUGACCUGGAGCGAGCUGUUUGUGCUCAACGCUGCUCAGUGCUCCAUGCCGCUCCAUGUGGCCCCACUCUUGGCGGCGGCGGGCCUACACGCCUCCCCCAUGUCCGCGGAUCGAGUUGUCGCCUUCAUGGACCACAUAAGGAUCUUCCAGGAGCAAGUGGAGAAGCUGAAAGCUUUGCACGUGGACUCCGCCGAAUACAGCUGCUUAAAAGCCAUUGUGCUUUUCACCUCAGAUGCUUGUGGUCUCUCGGAUGUGGCCCAUGUCGAAAGUUUGCAGGAGAAGUCCCAGUGUGCACUCGAGGAGUAUGUCCGGAGCCAGUACCCCAACCAGCCAACUCGAUUUGGGAAGCUUUUACUGCGCCUGCCCUCCCUCCGCACAGUCUCGUCUUCAGUCAUAGAGCAAUUAUUUUUCGUCCGUUUGGUAGGUAAAACCCCUAUUGAAACCCUCAUCAGAGACAUGUUGCUUUCCGGAAGCAGUUUCAACUGGCCUUACAUGUCAAUCCAAUAAGAACGAGGAGGGGACGAGGAGACUGAGGCUACAAUAGUUAGAAUAGCGCUUCUUUUAGAAGGGAAAGGACUGUUACACGAAGUUUACGUAUUGGAAGAAAGACGUUUUCAAAAGUGACUGUGAAUUUUAAACAUAGACAUUCAAUGAACUUUCGCAACCCACAUAAAAAGCUCCCGUAUCAUUCUGGACAACUUGCUACUUAUCAUUUUUGUUAAUAAAAAAAAAGAAAAAAAAAAGAUUUUUGGUAAACAAUCGAGGAAAAUUAAACAAUACAAUGCAUUUAAAAAAAAGGCUAAUUUGGAGAAAUAUAGGAAAAAAGUUUUAUUUUCCAAAUGAUAUUGUCCUGUGUCCAUGUAUGUAUAGCUGUUUUGUAUUUUUUUUCUCUCUCUCUCUCUCUCUUCUGGUUCGAAACCGGCUAAUGUGAUUCUGUAGUAUGCAGUAUUUAAUAUAACCAUGGAUUCUUAUGAAACAGUAAAAUAAUGUAAAAUAUGUUCUUCAAGAAUUAAAACUAAAUCCAAAAACAGUAUAGAAAAUCGUUAUACAACACUUAAUGCUGCGUAUAUGGUGACCCAUAAUUUACUGAUGAAGGCGAAAUUAGAGGAGACCGUUUGUGACCCAAAAAUAGAACAUGCUACUGUAACAGUAGCUACAUCAUUUGCAUAAUGAUAAAGAAUUCCUCGUCAAUUUCGCUUUUUAGGGCAUUGGGUCUAAAAGACUCGAGAUCCUUCCACUACAAACUUUUCAGGAGACAACCGCGCAGACUGAUCGUUGUUCAUUUCUAAUUAUGUUCUUGCAAUGCGUUUGUAGUGUAGGCUACGGGCAGUAGGCCUAUGUAGCCUUUGAAAACUUUGAGAUAAUGUUGGCACUUACAGUUAACUGUCGUUGAGUAGUCCAGCUGAACUUUUUUUUCGUCAAGGACUGAUGUUUUAGAUAUGUUUUAGGGUUAAACAUUUGAUCAAGGAUAAUAUCCAACGGUUAGCGUGAAUGUCAUGAAAAAUAGGACUGAAGUGAGCGAGAAGGAAAAUGUGAAUUGCAAUAAAGAAAUGAUUACGGCUUUAGUAGAGCGAUAUGGUGCGGGUUUUAUUUAGUUAUUUGUUAUCCUCACCAGUACCCUUGGAUCUAAC